AUGGUGUAUAUGACGCAGCUUCAUGAUCAUGCUGCCGGCGGCGCGACACUGGCGUCGAUGCGCGGCGCGCCUGCUGUCGUCAUUUCGCAUCCGCUGGCUGAGCUGGCGGAUGGGGGCCGCAACGCAAAAAGUAUCAAAGACUGCACCGAGCUCUGCCUCAGCGGCCGCGCCAUCGAGCGCCUGCACGGCUUCGAGCCCCUGGUGAACCUGGAGGCCCUGUGGCUCAACGGCAACGCGCUGCGCUGCGCUACAGGGCUGGACGCCAACACGCGGCUGCGGGAGCUCUACUUGCACGACAACCAGCUGUGCACUCUGAGGGGCAGCCUGGGCCGCCUCAAGUUCCUGACCCACCUGGACUUGGGGGGCAAUCUGCUGCGGGACCUGCCAAAGGUGCUGGCGCGCCUGGAGCGGCUGCGCUGCUUACGGCACCUGAACCUGCAGGGCAACCCGUGCUGUGAGGAGCCCGGCUACCGGCUGCAGGUGGUGCACAGGCUGCCGUGGCUGGAGGUGCUGGACUGGCACCAAGUGACCGACGCCGAGCGCCGCAGGGCGCGGGAGGUGGUCGGCGGCGAUGUGGUGUCCUCUACGGUUGCUUUUGGGCGGCGGGUGCCCGCCGACAACGCGUGGCGGGAGCGGGCGCCGCAGCAGAGCGUCCUCGAGCAGGAAUUGGCCCAGGCCGCUGCGCGCGUGCGUGAGGCGCGGCUUGAGGCCCAGGACCGGAUCGAGGCGGAGGCUUACAUGCGCAACCCCGACGCAGCCUUCUGGAUGCCCCGCGACACGCUGCCGCCGCCGCCCGGCGUCGCAGCGCAUCAUGCGGCCACGGAAGUUCGCAACGGGUGCGGUGGCGUCGGCACCAGCAACAGCGGCAGCAGCGGCGGCGGCUGCGGCGGCGUGGCAGGGUUGCAGCCCUCUGGCGUGGUGACGGUUGCUCGCAGCGUGUUUGAGCCCCGGUGGGCUGUCAGCAGCGUGGCGCUGCGGGUGUAA
Molecule: messenger RNA, 984 nt
Organism: Monoraphidium neglectum
Lineage: Eukaryota; Viridiplantae; Chlorophyta; Chlorophyceae; Sphaeropleales; Selenastraceae
Product: Leucine-rich repeat-containing protein 23
Exons: 7
Coding region: 1-984 (327 amino acids)
Source: RefSeq, a predicted model, not a curated record